Messenger RNA from Dentiscutata heterogama, 224 nucleotides. The record is from the annotation of a GenBank genome assembly. NCBI's taxonomy places the organism in Eukaryota, Fungi, Glomeromycota, Glomeromycetes, Diversisporales, Gigasporaceae.
AAGGAGAUUGUAAUUAUGAAUUUAAGGUGGUGGGAAUCGCAUUGGUUAUUAUUUAUAUCAUAGUUAUUAUUCUCGUGAUUCAUUUUGCCUUGGUCAUUGCUGCUUACGCUGCAAACCGUAGAGCUAAAGAAGAAAAUGCUUCUUCAGGACGUGAAGUUUCAGAAAGCAAUGUUUCUUCAGCGCAUGAAACUCCGACACCCGAUGUUACUGGGAAAAAAAUCUGA